AGACCCUAUAGUGAAUAGUGAUCGCACUGCAUUUCUGCAUGCAAGGAAGAAAUACAAGGAAGAAAUCGAUUCUGAUGACAUAUAACUCGUGAAAGAUGAUGGCAAAACUCUGUCUUGGGUUGCAAGUUGUUGUGAGUUUAGCAAUUUGCAUCUGUCGCGGUGGCGAUGCAGACACUGCUUUAGAAGACAGAAAUCGAGCAAGCGAAAUAACAACAUCGCAGUUGGCAAAUUUUGCUCUGGAUGAACAGACUGUUUUUAAAUUUCCUGUUAUUGACAGAGAUGGAAAUAUAGAAUACGAAGAUAUCUCUAAAGAAAUUUCGAUUUACCAAAGCGAGGAAUUUGGCAGGCAACUUUUGGGAAUGGAAAUGUAUGACGAUGUUGAAAAAAUACGUACUGAACAGAAUCCGCAAAGUUCUAUUAAACGAAUAAUAAAACUAUGGUUCGAGGGAGGAACCGAAAAUCCGGUGACUUGUAGAUUUCUUGCUGAAGUGUUGCGUAAUAUUGGCUUGAUUAACCGUUCUGAUGAUAUAAGGACCACGUGCGAACAUGUUAAUGUUCUGGACGAACCUUAUCGGCCUAGAACAUUAAAACGAUAUUACAAGCAACUAUCGGAAAUAUAUGAAAGGGAACCAGUUUUCGAAACCACCCUUUUUCUGCCAAAGAAACUACGUGAACUGAAGAUUAGUUAUGUGGAUUUGGAAAUGGAAGAAAAGGGCGCGACUGUUUCCUUAAGUGAAUUUCUGGAUAGCGUUCAAGAAGGGAAUAGAGUUCUAUUUCUCGGCAGGCCUGGUGUUGGAAAGACUACUGUCACACGAUACAUGACUAAGAUAUUGUUACAUGAUAGGCGUUUCUAUCUUGUUGUCAAAAUACAUCUUCGUGAUUCACUAAAAAGAAUUGACAGCUUGGUAGAGCUGCUUAAAGUUUGUCGUGAUGAGUCUUUUCAAUCCGAUAGCAUCAAGCGAAUAUCGAAGUAUAUAGAAACGAAAGUAGGAGCAGGUGUUAUCUUUUUGCUUGAUGGUUAUGAUGAUUACCAUGAACCUUCUAAUUAUAUUCAUGAUCUGCUGAAGAAAAUUUCUUUGAAGAAAGCAAUCGUAAUAUUAACGUCACGGCCAACUGCUGUUGAAAACAUAACAGGUUAUUUUGAUCGACAAGUUGAAAUAAUUGGAUUUGGAAGCGCAAGUAUACGGAGUUAUCUUGAACAAAUAAAGCUCCCAGAAGCUAAGCGACGAAUCAUCAAUCAUUAUCUUUCCAUCUACCAAAAUGUUCGACAGUCCUGUUAUUUACCACUGCAUUUAUCUAUGCAAAAUGAAGAACGGUAUACAGAGAAUACGAGCUCAUUAAGAAACUGCCUUUACGAUGUGGACAGCGAAACUAAUUUAUGUAUCAUCUUUCGGAAAAUUUAUCAACUAUCCUUUGAAGGGCUGAUGCCUGGCAUGAGAAAAAACGCCCUCGUUUCUACAUCUUUCAAUGAACUGCCUGCUAACUUGAACAUAUCUGCUAAACUUGAAGAAUUUAGCCUUUUCAAGGUGGUACCUAUUGAUGAUAGCGACGGUGCGAGGCUAUAUAAAUACUAUUAUUCACAUCCCACAUUUCAAGAGCUUUUCGCUGCUCUCCAUUUGACCACAUUGCCAAGGAAUGAACGACUUUCGUACGCUCAGCAUACCUCUAUGUACGAAGUGUACAAGUUUUUUCUAGGCAUAAUUGGCAACAAAAACGCCAAAAACUAUGACAGUGAAUAUCUUUCUCGAACAUUUGUUAGUUUCACAGUGGAAAGUGUGUACCGUAAUCAUAAACUUUAUAUGAUAAAAUGUGCUCACCAGCCUGGGCAAAAUUUCGUCCCUUUGUUAAAGGCAGCUGGUGUAAUAACUGAAAGUAACUCAUUGACAUUGGAUGUUAAUGCGUUAAUGGAACAAGACUGCUGGUAUAUUGGACAUGUCUUGCUAAGGUCACCAUUGUACAAAUUAGACAUAGAGGCAUUAGUAUCAGAAAAAAUUGCAUCGUGUAUUUCAGUGAUUGAAGAUUAUUUUAAACUCUACGAGCACGAAAUAUUGGAUAUUGUAGAUGUAAAACAUCUUGCAGUUGGACCAAAAAUAACCUGGCUGUCGCUAACUGCGGUAAGAGAAGACGCUGGUGUUAUGACCGUAAUGUCAGUAAUGAACUUUCUUUCCGUAUUUGAGAAACGCCUCAAACACCUGGAAUUGUCGUUCAUGACGUUCAAGAAUAAUAAAAGUGUCUUGCUUUUAGCUGAUACAUUGAAGUCCUUUGGCAAUUUGACCUCUCUUGUUUUGUUGGUUCACGUUGAUGUUAUCAGAGAUGGAGUUCUUGAAAUGGCAUUAAAAAACCUUCCUUCCCUAAAUCAUCUGAAGCUGGGUGUAGUUUUUAAUGGUCUUAAUAAUAUUCCCGGCAAUCUGCAGUUCCAAUUUAGAAACAUGAGGAAUAUAAAAAGUUUAACUCUUGUUCUCAUCGGGAACAUUCCGGGGAGCGUAAACAUGACAUCAUUGUUUGGGGAACUGAGGUACCUAACCAACUUACAAAGUUUGUCGAUUAUAUGCCGUAUCUGUAGAUUUCACAAUGCAACUGAAAUGCUUCAGGGAAUAAAAAGAGUUGCCGUUCCAGAGCUUGCAUUGGAGCUCAAUUUUUUUUCGAAUCUGCGAUAUGAUGGCUUUGGAAUUGUGUCUGUGAUAAACAAUAAAAUAAACGACACUGGUUUGGAGUUACUCGCUAAGGCAAUUGAAACUGGAUAUCCCGGCACUACGACAGAUGUUCCCCAACAUGUCAUAAGCUCAAAUGCUCUAGCAGCACUUACAACAUCGACAUCGUCAGCGUCAUUUUUGUGGAAAUUGAGGACAUCUCUUGGAACCGACUUAGAUGGCACGGGAACUAACAUCGCUAUUCUUGAUUCUGCUGUCGACUGUCAAUAUGCCACAUUACUAGGAAAACAGAUCACCUCCAUUGAUUGUUUCUUGCCAACGCUAUCAAAUAGAUUUGAUGAGCAUGGUACUUUGUGUGCUAGCAUUGCAAUUGGCUCGGCAGCUCAAAUAGAUGAAACAACUUUUAUCCAUGAAGGCGUUGCGCCAGGUGCAGCUUGCUUUGCCUAUCGAGUGACUGAAGGAAAUCGUUGUUUUUCUGAAGCAGUUCUCAAAGCACUUGAUGAUAUAAAAAUGAAAAUAUUGCAUGAACAUAUUCAAAUUGAUGUUGUCUCAAUAUCGCUUGAUAUCACAGAGAACCAGGAUGAAAUUGAGAAAAAGAUUUUGAGUCUUACGGAGAAAAAAGUGGUAUUUGUUGCUGCAGCCGGCAACCUUGGCGAAUAUGCAGUCGAGUCGUGCUUUCCCGCUAGACUUAAAAGUGUAAUAUCCGUUGGUGCCCGCGACAGAUGUGGUCGUGAAUCUAAAUUCAACUCUUGCGGGCAUAUCGACGUUUAUGCUAUUGGUGAAGAUAUUCCGCUAGCAGUAACGACAGAAACAACAGAAAAAACACAAACAAAAGCGAAAACAGCAACAACAGCACGUGCUGGCACAUCAUUUGCCACCCCUGCCAUAGCUGGGCUGGUGUUACUUUUGAAGCAACUCGCCAACAGAAUAGGACCACCUGCUUGCGAUCAUAUCCAUAACGUUGAAAUUUUGAGAAGGAUUUUUGACGAAGAUAUGCGUGUCACAUCAGGUAGUGGGAAAGUGUUGCACGCUCCGGGAGUAUUUCUUGAACGGGUGACAUCUCGUCCUGAUGAGUUAAAUGAAAUCGUAAGGAGGCAUCUACGUACAUUGGGGGAAGGUGCGAUGGAAACCGGCUAA
Molecule: messenger RNA, 3788 nt
Organism: Dendronephthya gigantea
Lineage: Eukaryota; Metazoa; Cnidaria; Anthozoa; Malacalcyonacea; Nephtheidae
Exons: 5
Coding region: 96-3788 (1230 amino acids)
Biological process (GO): proteolysis
Molecular function (GO): serine-type endopeptidase activity
Source: RefSeq, a predicted model, not a curated record